UCAGAGAUGUCAGGCAGCAAGGGACAAGGUGAGAAAGCCAGAGCUGCUGAGAGCCAACUGGCUGGAGCUGCUGCUGGGAUCACUAAGAGUGCUUUUGUCGUGGCUGGCUCCUUCAGCACCAGAAAAGGUAAAAUAUCACAAUGAAGGUGGCAGUUCUGUGUUUAUGUCUUAUCAGCAUCACAGCUGCAUGGCCCGUGGUUCCAUCCAAGCAGCAUGCCAUUUCUGCCAGCUCAGAAGAAAAAUAUGACUCCAGGGGCCAACACUUGCACAGAUAUCACAACGACCAUGUGAAUUCUCAGUCUCAGGAGAGUCAGCAGCACCCACAGAGUGACCUGGCAUCAUCUCAGCAGACCCUUUACUCUUCAGAAGAAAGCAUGGAUGUCCCAGAACAACUGCACUUUCCUGAUGUGUCAAGCAAGAGCCAUGAAGAUGUGGAUGAUGAUGAUGAUGACAAUGAUUCCAAUGACACAGAUGAAUCUGAAGAGGUUAUCACGAGUUUUCCCACAGACAUUCCAGUGACUGAACCAUUCCCCACUGUCCCUUUCACCCGGGGAGACAAUGCUGGCAGAGGUGACAGUGUGGCCUACAGGAUGAGGGCAAAAGCUGCACUGUUGAAGUAUAUCAAAUUCCACAAAGAUGCCAAAAAGCUCCUCUAUGAUGCCACUGAAGAAGACGAGAGCGACAUGGAUGCAGCCAGCCAGCGCUCUCUCUCCCGGGAGAAUCCUGCUUUCCGUAGGUCGAAGCCCGCCAGCAGCGUGGUAUGGUCUGACCAGAGCCACGGGCGGGACAGCAGCGAGCAGGACAGCGACCCACAUGAUCGGAGCUUGGAAAACCACAGCUGGCCCAAAUCCGACAGCCACGAGGCACAGGGCGACAGCAGCAAGUCUGGUGUCAGAAGGGACAGCCUCUCGAGUGUGGAAAGCAGGGAGAGGGGGGACAGCCUCUCGAGUGUGGAAAGCAGGGAGAGAGGGGACAGCCACCCGAGUGUGGAAAGCAGGGAGAGGGGGGACAGCCAGCCGAGUGUGGAAAGCAGGGAGAGGGGGGCCAGCCACCCGAGUGUGGAAAGCAGGGAGAGAGGGGACAGCCACUCGAGUGUGGAAAGCAGGGAGAGAGGGGACAGCCACCCGAGUGUGGAAAGCAGGGAGAGCCCGGACCGCGUGUCAGCUGAGCUCGCUGACGGUAUCAGCAGCCAAACGCUGGAAAGUGCCGAGGAUUCUCAAGAUCGUCACAGCAUCGAAAGUAACGAAGUCACCCUUUAAAGGGAGAUAAAAGUAAUAUUUCCCUUCUUUUCCAAUCCCUGCUUAAGAGAAGCGGAGAGCGGCUUCAUUGUGGGGAACAGUUUGUUAAUGUACUUGCGUGGUGACUUUUGGGGUUCGAGGCGGUCCCCUAGGGCUGUGCUAGCGGAGGCUGUGGGACACGGCGAGGGGGUGCACGCCGCUCUCUGCGCUGCCGGGCGGUGUUUUGCUGUAACGGGACGUAAAUAAAACCUCAAAACCCU
This is a messenger RNA of Taeniopygia guttata (zebra finch), 1498 nucleotides long. It is a transcript of the gene SPP1, whose product is annotated as secreted phosphoprotein 1. Gene Ontology annotation, molecular function: extracellular matrix binding. Lineage: Eukaryota; Metazoa; Chordata; Aves; Passeriformes; Estrildidae. The record is from RefSeq and is a predicted model, not a curated record. Gene Ontology annotation, biological process: ossification; positive regulation of bone resorption; cell adhesion.